GGUACGAUCGGCCAGAGUGGAACAAUUCUUCUCAAACGCUCAAACAGUUUAUAGAUUUGUCAACUGAACAAUUGGGCCAAACGUACCUUGUGUUGUGAUAGCUAACAAAUCAAACUCGUGCGUAACAGAAUCAUUCUAACUUUGGCACAGAGAUGGAGUUGUCGGAUAUAUCCUUCCCCAUAGCGUCUGCAGAUGACUUUUAUGAUGACCCGUGUUUCAAUACCAAUGACAUGCAUUUUUUCGAGGACCUGGACCCAAGGCUGGUUCAUGUGGGCUUGCUUAAGGGAGACGACCAUCACAUCGAGGACGAGCACGUACGGGCGCCAAGCGGACAUCACCAGGCGGGCAGGUGCUUGCUCUGGGCUUGCAAAGCCUGCAAAAGGAAAACCACCAACGCCGAUCGCAGAAAGGCGGCCACCAUGCGUGAGAGGAGACGCCUCAGCAAAGUAAAUGACGCGUUCGAGACACUGAAGAGGUGCACUUCUACCAACCCUAACCAAAGGCUUCCGAAAGUGGAGAUUCUCAGAAAUGCCAUCAGCUACAUCGAAUCCCUCCAGGCUCUUCUAAGGGGUCAGGAUGAAAAUUACUAUCCCGUUCUGGAGCACUACAACGGCGACUCGGACGCAUCCAGUCCCAGAUCCAACUGCUCCGAUGGAAUGAUGGAUUUCAGUGGUCCCACAUGCACGUCCCGGAGGAGAAACUAUGACAGCUCUUACUUUGCAGAAACACAAAAUGAUAACCGAAACAGUAAGAAUUCCGUAGUGUCCAGUCUUGACUGCUUGUCCAGCAUUGUGGAGAGAAUCUCGACAGAGACACCCGCAUGUCCCAUGCUGUCGGUUCAGGAAGGAUCCGAGGGAAGUCCCUGCUCUUCCCAGGAAGGCUCUAUCCUCAGCGAGAUAGGAGCGUCCGUGCCAUCCCCCACUAACUGCGGCCAGCCACCCCAGGACCCCAUCUACCAAAAUCUUUGAAGAUUUGAUGAAGAACUUCGCCACAGUAGCGACGACAAAGGCAGUGGAAUGAACUGCACAUUUCUGAAAUGAUCGCGACCACGAGGAGAACAAACGGACUGUAGUGUUUAGCUCUAAAGCUGUGUAUGCAGAGUGAAGAAAACGAAUGCAAACGAAUGCAUUCUCUUUUCGUCUGUAAGAAACGGUGAUGGUGUUCAAGCGACUGGAGGGAAUUGCAGUUUCUUAAAUAGGCAUUUCAAAGAAUUUCAAUGUGACCAUUAAUAUAAGACUGUUUUUGUACAUAUUUUCCUUCACCAGUUUAUAUGAAUAUAUAUUUUCUUUCCUGACUUUUCAUGAGAAAAUAGCCAUUUUGAAUAUAGGCUAUAAUAAAUUUAGAGGACCAGUUUUGUAUAUGUGUACAUGUAAAUAAGAAUUGUUAAAAAGCAUCAAACAAACAAAACUAGCAUAUUUAAUUGUUGCCUGUUUGGGACGCUUAGUUAUUUGUGUCAGAUUGUUAUACUUUAUAUUUAUACAUCUUAAAAUGUUGUC
Molecule: messenger RNA, 1496 nt
Organism: Alosa sapidissima (American shad)
Lineage: Eukaryota; Metazoa; Chordata; Actinopteri; Clupeiformes; Clupeidae
Gene: myod1
Product: myogenic differentiation 1
Exons: 3
Coding region: 153-968 (271 amino acids)
Biological process (GO): regulation of transcription by RNA polymerase II; muscle organ development; positive regulation of myoblast differentiation
Molecular function (GO): DNA-binding transcription factor activity, RNA polymerase II-specific; RNA polymerase II cis-regulatory region sequence-specific DNA binding; protein dimerization activity
Source: RefSeq, a predicted model, not a curated record